CAUUUGAUACAGGUGGCGUACUUUACAGCACUAUUCCCCUAUGUCGUUUUGUUCACUCUGUUGGGCCGGGGGGCAUCACUGCCUGGUGCUGUGGAUGGCAUUCUGUACUUCAUUACUCCACAGUGGCACAAGUUACUUGACCCCAAUGUGUGGUACGCUGCUGUGGCUCAGUCCUUCUUCAGUCUGUCUGUCGGCUUUGGAGCUAUCAUCAACUUAGCUUCUUUCAAUUCAUUUAAGCAUAAUGUGUACAGGGAUGCAUGGAUCAUCAGUCUGGCAGACACAUUGACAUCAUUACUAGCUGGUUUCACCAUUUUCGCCAUUCUGGGGAAUUUGGCAUAUGAACUGGACACUGAUGUGGAGAAUGUGGUGCGUGGUGGCUCAGGCUUGGCCUUCGUAUCUUACCCAGAUGCCCUCGCUAAGUUCACUUGGGCACCACAGCUGUUUGCUGUGUUGUUCUUCUUGAUGUUGUUCACCUUGGGUGUUGGAUCAGCAGCAGGACUCACAAGCAACAUCAUCACCAUCAUCUGCGAACAGUUCCCCUCCUUAAAUAAAGCCUAUGCCACCAUCGCCAUCUGCAUCACUGGCUUCCUUGUGGGCCUCAUCUACAUCACACCAGGUGGCCAAUGGAUUCUGGAUCUAGUGGACUUCUUCGGUGGUGGCUUUAUCAUCUAUAUCCUUGUCAUUGUCGAGACCGUGGCCAUUAACUACAUAUAUGGUACAAAACGCUUCCUGAGUGACCUGAACUUCAUGCUCAACAUUGAACUGGGACUAUACUGGAAGUUCUGCUGGGCAUUCAUCAUCCCUGUGGGUUUGACUGCCAUCCUAAUCUACAGUCUGGUUGACUUCACCCUUCCUACAUUCGAGAAUAAACCCUACCCAGACUCAGCCUAUUUAUGUGGGUGGCUCCUGGCAGUAGCAUCUCUAGGUAUGGUGCCCCUAUGUUUCUUCCAUGCAGUGUACAAUAAUGGCAAGAGCACUUUUUCUGAGAAAGUGAAGAAUGUGUUCCAGCCCAAAGAUACAUGGGGACCCAAAAAGAGGGUAAAUAGAGAAGAAUGGAAGAAACUGUCUCAGUAAGUAAAGGGAAUAGCCAAGAAAACCUUAGAAAAACUAAACAAUCACUGGAGGUGAUGUAUGUCCGACUGUCCGUGCAUUUCCAGAGUUGAGCAGUGACCAUAAUUCUUGCAAAUAUACAGUAUACUGUACAUAGAAAAUGGUGGUUUUCAAUUUAGUAUAACAAUCAUUUGUGUUAGUUAAGUUGUAUGUCACAUGUUUCGAUUUAUUGUAUUUGUUCUUUAGUUACAAAUUGGAAACUACCUGUAAAGUACAGCAGAAAGACAGUGGUGACCCAUGUGCCAUCAUCUUCAUAUUGAUAAAUAUAGUGUAAGAUUCACUUUUUACCAAUGCUUUUUUAUGAUUCACUUGUGACAAAGUUAUUGACACAGUUAUUUUCUAUGUUUGUAUUAUAAAAUAGAUGAAGGGG
Messenger RNA from Homarus americanus (American lobster), 1480 nucleotides. Its product is annotated as sodium-dependent nutrient amino acid transporter 1-like. Gene Ontology annotation, biological process: sodium ion transmembrane transport. Gene Ontology annotation, molecular function: L-amino acid transmembrane transporter activity. NCBI's taxonomy places the organism in Eukaryota, Metazoa, Arthropoda, Malacostraca, Decapoda, Nephropidae. The transcript has 8 exons. Gene Ontology annotation, cellular component: membrane. The annotation marks the transcript as partial. The record is from RefSeq and is a predicted model, not a curated record.